This is a messenger RNA of Rhopalosiphum padi (bird cherry-oat aphid), 918 nucleotides long. RefSeq lists its product as uncharacterized. The record is from RefSeq and is a predicted model, not a curated record. Lineage: Eukaryota; Metazoa; Arthropoda; Insecta; Hemiptera; Aphididae.
AUGUUUUUCAGAUUUUUAGCUACCGGUAUAAACUUCAAACAGCUUGCGUUUAAUUUUAUGAGAGGUGCAUCAACUAUUGGAUUAAUAGUAUUUGAAACGUGUAACGCAAUAUGGACAAUUCUUCAGCCGAUUUUUAUGGCUACAGAAGACGCCUGGAGGACUAUAGCUGUUCGUUAUAACUCACUGUGGAAUUUUCCACAUUGCGUUGGAUCUAUAGAUGGCAAACAUUUUCUAGUCCAGAAGUUUGCUAAUACAGGUUCAAGAAAUAUAAACUAUAAAGGUUUUUCUGUCCAACUGCUAGCUUGCGCAGAUGCUGAUGGCUGUUUUACCACCAUAGAUGUUGGAGAUUUAGGUCGAAAUAGUGAUGUCGGAGUUUUUCGAUCAUCAAGUCUAGGUAGUUGGUUACAAAGAGGAGAAUUAGGUUUGCCAGAGUCAGAAUCUCUUCCGUUUGAUGAUGAUGAAGUAAAAAUACCAUAUUUUUUUUGCGGAGAUGAAGCAUUCCCAUUAAAAUUAUAUCUAAUGAGACCUUUUCCACAGAGAAAUUUAACGAACAAAAGACGUAUAUUUAAUUAUAGAUUAAGUAGAGCUCGAAAAUCGGUAGAAUGCGCAUUUGGUAUGUUGGUGUCAAAGUUUAAAUUAUUUCAAGGCCCAAUGGUAUGCUCAGAAAAAACAGCCAUAUCAAUUAUAAAAUGUGCUUGUGUACUUCAUAACUUUAUUAGAAAAACCGAGGGCCAACAUUCUGAGCCAAUGGCCUUUCUAGAAACUAGUGAAGUAAUUACUACUGAGCUGAAUCUGACAGAUAAUGAAGAUAUACCAAGAAAUCUCAAUACUGCUACAGGAUUAAGGGACUAUCUUUCAGAUUACUUUGUUAAACCAAAUGCCUCAUUACCUUGGCAAAAUAAUUACACAGUUACUUAA